Drosophila biarmipes is the source of this 1239-nucleotide messenger RNA. RefSeq names its product F-box/LRR-repeat protein 15 (gene jet). The record is from RefSeq and is a predicted model, not a curated record. Gene Ontology annotation, biological process: SCF-dependent proteasomal ubiquitin-dependent protein catabolic process. The transcript has 2 exons. The coding region runs from base 109 to 1050 and encodes 313 amino acids. Gene Ontology annotation, cellular component: SCF ubiquitin ligase complex. NCBI's taxonomy places the organism in Eukaryota, Metazoa, Arthropoda, Insecta, Diptera, Drosophilidae.
AGCUGAUUGCUUGCAAGUAAACAACACAACUGCGUUCUCGCCGAGCACCUGAGGAUUGCGUUGGAGUGCUGCGUUCGGAGGGCAGAUCACGUAACCGGAGGCGGCAGCAUGUGCACUCUGCAUCCCGAGGAGGAGGCCCACCUGGCGGCCAUGGCCAGCAGUGGACCGCCACCGCGAACUCCCAGCCCAAGGCCACUUUUCAGCUCGAGUCCUCCAGCUCCGAAAUCGCUGUUCGACGUCUGCUGGGACGACGUGCUCAUCCCCCAGGUGGCCGUCUACCUGUCACUCAAGGAUCUCUUCAACCUGCGCUGCUGCUCGCGUACCGCACAACGCUUCGUGGAGGCAGCUCUGGAAAAAAGGCAGGAGCUCCAUCUCUCCGGGAACAACACAAGCAAUAUUGAUGUGGGCUUCCGAGUGCUCGCCCGCUGCUGCCGACGGCUGGAGGUGCUCCACCUGGCCUGCUGCCGAUGGCUGACGGACGAGCUACUGCUGCCACUGCUGGCCAACAACAAGAAACGCCUGUGGGCUGUCAACCUCAAUGAGUGCGUCAAUAUCACGGCCCUUUCGCUGCAGCCGAUCAUCGUGGAGUGCAAGGGUCUGCGCGUCCUGAAGCUGUCCAAGUGCCAGUGGCUGACCACUGGAGCCGUGGACGCUCUGACGCUGCACCAAAGCAAGCUGGUGGAGUUCGACAUCUCGUACUGUGGCGCCAUUGGAGAGCGCUGCCUGAUUAUCUUCUUCAGGAAGCUGAACAAGCUCACCGUAUUGUCACUCGCAAACACGCCCAGUGUUACCGACCAAGUGCUCAUUCAGAUUGGUAACUACUGCCGCGAGCUGGAGCACAUCAACCUGAUCGGCUGUCCAGCCAUCUCCGACUAUGGAGUGCACGCCCUCACCCAGAGUUGCCCGCUGCUGCAGUCCUUGAUGGUGCAACGCUGCCCACUGGUCACUGAACGCGUGCUUGCCCCACUGCGUGGACGAGUGCACAUUGAUCGGCCCGGCAUGGGCUACAUGCCCAGCUUGCAGCACCACCGCCUGUUCCUGCAGGUCUGAGAUUAACCCCGAUUCCGGACCAAUAAACCCCAUGUACCAAGGAGGCUUUUGAGGCUAUCCAAAAUGUUUUUGCUGUAAAUACAUGCCUAAGCAUGGACGCUUUAAUUUACCUUUAAGCUUAAUCAUACUCAUUGUUAACAUUAAUUUAGGCUGUACAAUAAACAUACUUAUUCAUCUCCCUCUCCAAAA